Molecule: messenger RNA, 3804 nt
Organism: Mytilus trossulus (common blue mussel)
Lineage: Eukaryota; Metazoa; Mollusca; Bivalvia; Mytilida; Mytilidae
Product: receptor-type tyrosine-protein phosphatase eta-like
Exons: 22
Coding region: 1-3606 (1201 amino acids)
Biological process (GO): protein dephosphorylation
Molecular function (GO): protein binding; protein tyrosine phosphatase activity
Source: RefSeq, a predicted model, not a curated record
AUGAGUGUCAAUGAGACAACUCUCCAUACCCAGAUAUUUACCCUUGAAGACCAGUUUAAGAUUGUGAUUGUGGAGGGCACAGGCAUGUUACCUGUGAUUUUGGUGGUUAUGACCAAAACCGCAGGAAUAAAUGGUCAAAAAGGGAGAAAAACAAGGAUUUUCUGGUUUCCAGAAAUACAGACAGGUACUGCUUGCAACAAAGAUACACAAUCAGUGAAUCAAUGCAGUGAUCCGAAUGCGGUGUGUAGCAAUACUGUAUCAAAGUGUGUGUGUACAGAUGAUUUUUAUUUCAAUAAUUCUACAAAGAAUUGCACACAAAAGGUCGGAGUAAAUCAGCCUUGUAAAAUAAAUGUGGAAUGUCAGACAGGUUUGACAUGCAUAAGCAAAUCCUGCACUUGUGGAAGCAGUAAAUAUUGGAAUGGUAGCAAUUGUGCUAAUAGGAUCGGAGGAAAUCAGCCAUGUAAAAUAAAUGUGGAAUGUCAGACAGGUUUGACAUGCAUAAGCAAAUCCUGCACUUGUGGAAGCAGUACAUAUUGGAAUGGUAGCAAUUGUGCUAAUAUUCCAAGCCCCCCGAAAUCUGUAAAGAUUAGAGACGCUACGACAGACAAGCUUACUAUAGAAAUUGUCCCAGGAGAAGGACGUGCUGAUAGUUUUGACAUUCUAUUUAAGCAACGAUUUCUCAGCAGUGUGGUUGUAAAGAAGGACACUAGUGUUACGAUAACCGAUAUUAACGGUUUGGAACCAGGAACUUUAUACCAAAAUUUUACAGUGAUAGCAGUGUCAAAUGGUGUCAACAGUAGUCAAACAACGGUGCCAGAUAGCUCAACAAAGCCAAGCGCUCCAGCUAGUGUACUCAUUACAUCAGAAACAACAAAAACAAUAAGCAUUACCGUUUCCAAAGGCCCUGGGAUCGUUCAAAGAUACUAUAUACUGAAGAAUGAAACUUAUUACAAAACAGUUAGUGUUACCAACAACAGUUUACAAUCCAACACCUUGAUUGACAGACUACAGCCAGGCACAGCAUAUAAUAGUUUUUCUGUCGUUGCUAUGUCUAAUAACGUAAACAGUACAGAAAUAGUCAUGCGCCCUCAUGCUACAUUACCAGAAAAACCUCUCGAUAUCAUACAAAAGACAUCUAGAUUAUCUGGCAUGAUUGUAGAAGUUACAGCAAUAAGCAAGGCAAAUCAUGAUUUGAUACUUGUAAUAAAGGAUUUAAAGAACACCAAUAAUGUUUCAACAGCAGAAAUUAAUUCCAACAGAACCAGUAAUGGAUUCUUGUAUACAGUUUCUGAACUGCAGAUUGGAACGUGCUAUCAUUUGGUAGUUUAUUCUACUUUUUCUGCGUUUGGUGUUAAUUAUACCAAUCCUGAUGGACUAAAAACAUCGAAUCCAGUAUGCACAUUACCAGAGAAACCAGAUAGUAUCACACAAACUAGUUCAAAUCUUACAAGUAUGACAUUUGAUAUUGGUUACAAAAACAAUGUGGACAUUAAAGCAAUUGACAUAACGGUAGUAAUUAGAGAUAUGAAAAACAAAAACAUAUCAUCCAUUAUCUGCAACAGAGCCAUUGAUCGAAAUACAUGUACAGGAAAUAGUCUCCACGUUGGAAAUUGCUACCAGGCUUGUGCUUAUUCACGUUUAAAUGCUAUAUAUCUUAAUCCUGAUCCGAUUUGCAUAGAAAAAGCUUGUACACACCCUGAAAAACCAAGCAUUGAGUUUUUGAAUAGCACGACUAAUAUCAUAACCAUUUUAAUCAACAAAGGAUAUGGUGGCAUUGAUGGAUAUGAAAUAUAUGUAAAUAAACAGCUAAAAGAACAUGGUACAUAUACAGAAGGAACAAAAAAGGUUCAAAUACGUGGUAUUAUUCCCGGAACAAGGUCAAACGUAUUCGCUCUUGCUAUAGCAAAUAAACUGAGAAGUAAAAAAAGUGAGGAUAUUUCCUGUUUAACAUAUCCAAGUCCUCCAAAAAUACAGGUGAUCGAGAGAACUAAUACUACAAUACUUCUUAAAAUAGAACCAGGACAAGGAUCCGUAGAACGCCUUUUUAUUUUAGUGAAUGGAUCUGUACAUUCUCAAGUAAGCCUAGACUCAUCCAAAACAAGUAUGACAAUUUCAAGUCUGCAAGCUGGCACUGUAUACAACUUACGUGUAAAAGCUACAUCUAAUAAUUUAACCAGUGCAUCUUCAAAUGCAGUAAUAAAUGCAACAUACCCCAGUCCUCCCAUCUCUAUCAGGAUAAUAGAAACAAAAAAAGAUUCUGUAACAAUAAAAAUUGUUAAGGGAAAAGGACUUGUAAAACGCUAUGUCGUUUCUGUGAAUGGAAGGGACAUCAAUGUACCUGCAUCAUUGAACAAGGAUGCUACAGUUUACACAAUUAGUGGACUUGAUUCAGCAACUUCAUAUCCAAUCAAAGUGUCAGCAGUAUCAAGUGGUGAACACAAAACUGAAUUAGCAAGCAUACAAAUGUCUUUGACAACAGAGAAAGAUCCUAUUCCUGUUGCAAUUGGAGGUGUUUUUGGUGGAUGUGCUGCCUUGGUAGUAAUAUUAAUUAUCGUAUUGUCAUGGAGACGACAAGCAUUAUGCUUUAAAGAGAAUAUUCAUAAAGAAGUAGAACAAGGCAACAUGAACGCUGGAUUUGAAGAAGAAGUUGAAUUGGAAGACAAUCGUCGGAAGAGGCCCAUAAAAGUUUCAGAGUUUCACAGGCACGUUGAAAUGAUGUCAGGAAAUUCAAACAUGGGAUUUUCACAGGAAUUUAAGGAGCUAGGAAUUUUAAGUCCAAAACACUCAACUGAAGUAUCUCAAAUUCAAGAAAACAGACCGAAGAACAGAUACACGAACAUACUUCCAUUCGAUCAUUCACGUGUUAAACUAAUCGGAAUUGAAGAUGAAACCGGGAGUGACUUUAUAAAUGCUAAUUACAUUCCUGGAAAGAGAUCAAAAAGAGAAUUUAUAGCGACACAAGGGCCUUUACCGUCAACCAAAGAAGAGAUGUGGAGGAUGAUCUGGGAACAGAACGUCAGUAGUAUAGUUAUGCUAACUCAGCUUUUAGAAAGAGGCAGGAAAAAGUGUGAGAUAUAUUGGCCAGAAAACACAAAUGAAAAAAUGUUUCUUGGAGACAUUAUAGUAGAGGUUGAAACAUUGUCACAUUUAUCCGACUACACACUACGAACUAUUGCUUUGCGACUUGGGGAUGUUGAGAGAAGAAUAAAGCAUUACAAUUAUUUAUCAUGGCCAGACAUGGGUACACCAAAAACAUCUAGUAAUAUGAUAAAUUUCGUUGAUACAGUUAGAAAAGAAAUCCAACCUAAUAUGAAUGGUCCUAUUAUAGUUCAUUGUAGCGCUGGUGUUGGCCGCACGGGAACUUUUAUCGUCAUGGAUAUUCUUAUGCAAGAAAUCCGAUCUAAGUGUACUCAUGUGGAUAUAUUUGGGACAGUAUUGAAUAUGCGAAAUUACAGAUUAAACAUGGUGCAAACAGAGGAUCAGUAUGUUUUCAUACACAACUGUGUUAGAGAUUUACUUGAUGUGUCCGAUGAUGAGGAAGAGGAUAGGAUUGAGGAGGAAAAUGCAUAUCUGAACGAACCAAUUUACCAGAAUGUUGAUAAAUAAAUAAAUAAGCCAACUUUAGAAGAUAACUGUAUGAUUUGAAAAGGAUAGCAGUGUUUUCGAAAACAGCUUUAUAGUCUAUAACAGCAUAUUAUAUGUAUCCAAUAGAGGUCAUAAAAGAGCUUUUUGAAUAAUGACUGUGUAUCAUAUAAUAAUUGUGUGGAUGCUUUGAUCAAUAUCUGUAAAAAAAAAAAAAAAAAA